AUGAGCAUGAUCGACGUGCUGACCCGGGUGGACGCCAUCUGCAAGAAGUACGAGCGGUACGACGCCGACAAGCACCGGGGCGACGGCGACCCCUUCUCGCGCCUCUACGCGGCCGUCGACGCCGAGAUCGACGCCGCCGUCGAGAAAUCGGCUCGGGCGGCGAAGGAGAAGAACCGGGCGGCGUCGGUGACCAUGAACGCCGACGUGCGGCGGACCAAGGCGCGGCUCCUGGAGGAGGUGGUCAAGCUGCAGAAGAUAGCCACCAAGAAGGUGAAAGGGCUGUCGCCGGAGGAGAAGGCGCUGCGGGCUGAUCUGGUGGCCGCGCUGCCCCACAGGAUCCAGGCCAUCCCCGACACCCACGACGGCGGCGCCACAGACCAGGACGGCGGCUGGAAUGCUCGGCCAGGGAUCAAGUUCGAUGAUUCUUCAGUUGAAAAAUUAGAAGAGGGGUACUUUCAGACAAGCGAGCAAUCAGAGCAGUUCAGUAGAGAAUACGAGAUGCGGCGAACCAAACAGGAUGAAGGGCUGGACUUCAUCUCUGAAAGUCUGGACACGCUGAAGAGUCUGGCCGAGGACAUGAACGAGGAACUGGAUAGGCAGGUCCCUCUGAUGGAUGAGAUUGACACUAAGGUGGAUAAAGCUAAUUUAGAGAUCAAGAGGACCAACGUCAGGCUAAAACAAACUGUCAACCAGUUUCGAUCGACUAGGAACUUCACGAUUGACAUUAUCUUAAUAUGCAUCAUUCUUGGCAUUGCAACAUACCUCUACGAGUAA
Messenger RNA from Panicum hallii, 774 nucleotides. RefSeq names its product syntaxin-71-like. The transcript has 8 exons. The record is from RefSeq and is a predicted model, not a curated record. Gene Ontology annotation, molecular function: SNARE binding; SNAP receptor activity. Gene Ontology annotation, cellular component: SNARE complex; membrane; endomembrane system. The coding region runs from base 1 to 774 and encodes 257 amino acids. Gene Ontology annotation, biological process: intracellular protein transport; vesicle fusion. NCBI's taxonomy places the organism in Eukaryota, Viridiplantae, Streptophyta, Magnoliopsida, Poales, Poaceae.